Messenger RNA from Closterium sp. NIES-65, 351 nucleotides. Lineage: Eukaryota; Viridiplantae; Streptophyta; Zygnematophyceae; Desmidiales; Closteriaceae. The record is from the annotation of a GenBank genome assembly.
AUGCUGACCCCACUAGGGGCAAGGGCGCGGGUGGAGCUGGCGGGGGCGGUGGAGGUGGCAGUGGAGGCGGCGGAGGGAGUGGGGGUGGCGGUGGGAGUGGUGACGGGAGUGGUGGUGGUAGCGGCGCCAGUGGCGGCGGAGGUGGUGGCGGCGGAGGCGGUGGGAGCGGAGGCGGUGGAGGUGGUGGCGGUGGAGGCGGUGGUGGCGGAGGAGGUGGAGCUGGUCGGGGGAGUGCUCCGCAGAGGAGCGUCUCUAGUGGUGGUCCGCGGCAGCAGCAGCAGCAGCAGCAACAGCGUGCUCGGGACGUCCUCACGCCUCAGCAGCUCCGUAGCUGCGUCAGGUGUGUCCUAG